UUGGUGUGUUAAUUAAAUAGAAUAGCUGUACACAGGGAACCUCGCCCAUAGGACAAAAAUACCAUACGAAACUUGUGUAUUGGUUUUGUUUUCGUCUGCAUUACUGUCAGGAUAAUAUUUUUUAGUAUAUUGAAGGAGAAUACGAAAACAGUUAUUUUCAGUAACUAGGCUGGCCUGGUGAUGCCAGGUGUAACCCCACAAGGGAUGGAUUAUCACCACAACUAUGGAGGAAUGAAUGGGCAUGGAUCAGGAGGUUAUGGCUAUGGACCAAGUACAUACAACAGUGCUCCACCCUUAUCGACUUAUCGUGAAUCUGAGUUCGGUUUAUCUGAAAGGAAUGGCUACGGAGGACCUGAAAUAGAUCAACACAGUAUGGAUAGAUUUGACAACACAAGGGAUAUGGAACCCACCUUCGAGCUAGAUCAUUUAGCUACAUAUUCAUCAAAAUCAGGUGUGAUGAAACCUGAGGAUGGAUUACGCAAGUUACGUGGAAUGGAAAGUACAACCGGCAUCUGGACAAUGAGAUGUGUCAUGAUCAUAGAACGCAAGAAUUUAAUCGUAAUCGACAAAGGAAAUGGGGAGGAAUUGGAAAGAUUCCCAUUAGAACUUGUACAUGAACCAACAGCAAUAUUUAAAGAAGACAAAAGAGAAGUGUACACAAACUUAAUACUGUUUACAAUGUUAGAAAAUCCAGGGAAAUAUAACAGUAGAUGUGAUAUGCACAUAUUCCAAAGUAUAAAUGCUCCGGCACAAGAUAUUGUAGAUGAACUCCUAGCAGCUAAAGAAGGUCGUCCUAAAUUAUUUUCAAGCAGUAUACCUCCACCUCCAAUGGGACCAGCACCAGACCCACCAGAACAAAGUUCACGAUACCAAUUCAAAACAACAACAUUACGUGACGAAGGUAUGAAAUCAAAUAGUAAUGGAUUACGUUUACAAAAUGAAGGAUUCCGAGUAAUUCCUAGUUCUGAAGGAUUUAGACCUCCAAGUGAAGGUUAUAGAACCCAGAGUGAACCUUUUAGAUCACAGAAUGAGGGUCCUAGAGGAGACAUGUAUUCCCUCCCUAUGCGUGACAAAGACUCUGUCAACAGCAGGGGAGGUAACUAUGGUCAAUCACAGUACAGAGCAUCAUAUACUGAACCUCCUGGUGGACAAAAUGAAAGUUUAGAAAGGGAUGUGCAAAUUUUAAACUCUUGUUUUGAUGACAUAGAAAAAUUUGUUGCCAGACUUCAACAAGCUGCUGAGGCAUACAAAGAAUUAGAAAAUCGUAAACGUGAACGACAGUCACAUAAAAAGAAAAACGACAGAGCACCACCACCUAGAGAUGGCAUGUUAAACAUGAGGGCUAGACCCCCACCUGGGGAUGAUUUCAUAGAUAUCUUCCAAAAAAUCAAAUGUGCUUUUAAUUUACUGUCAAAAUUAAAGGCACAUAUUCAUGAUCCCAACGCACCUGAACUGGUACACUUUAUCUUCACACCUCUUAGUCUGAUAUAUGAAGCUAGCAGGGACCCAGUACAUGUUGGUGUAGAUCUUGCCUCCAAAGCAGUAUCACCAUUGUUGACAAGGGAAGCCAAAGAGCUGUUAUUGAACUGUUUGACCUCUAAAGAGUUAGAGCUAUGGCAGCUGUUAGGCAGAAAUUGGACCACAUCAGAAGAUGAGAUGCAAAGCACUCAACGCAAUCUAUUCAAACCUACAAUUGACAAAAGUCAGUUGGAACAGUCCCUAGCCAAUCAUAAACAUCAGAUAGAAGAAAACACACGAGCUGAAGAAGCUAGAUUUCAGUCCCAGCAGAUGAUCAGGCAGUUACCUCCACCAAGAGAAGAGCCCAGAGAUGAUUAUAGAGCUACAAAAGAUGAUUAUAGAGCUACUAGAGAUGAUUAUAGAGCUACAAAAGAUGAUUAUAGAUCUACAGCUUAUGGUAGAACACUGCAGGAAGAACCUUCAUACAGUCGAACUCGACGAGAGGAGGAGCCAAGCUACAAUACAGGACCUAUCGGAGCUUCUUCAAGGAUUGGCCAGUCAUUCAGACCAGAGGAAGAUGAUCAUUAUCGACGAGAACCAAUGUAUGACAGGAAACAUCCAUCUACCCCCCCUCCUGGUGCAGUCACUAACCCUAAUGUAGCAAAGUACCAAGAAUAUGUUGAAAAACAUAUAGAUAGAAAUCAAGAUGCACAUAGAUAUCCCGGUACUAAGUCUAGAGGACAAGAAAACCAGGAAUAUAAAGAAGAAUUAAGGAGGAAAAAUGCUAAAAUAUAUGAAGCUGUUCACGAAAGAACAGGUAGAAAUCAAAAGGAAAUAACAGUAGAAAAAGGAGAUAUAUUAGAGGUAUUAGACGAUAGCAGAAAUUGGUGGAGGUUACGAAACUACAAAGGUGACUCUGGAUAUGCCCCAUAUACAAUUCUACGAGAUGCUGGUGAUGAUCGUAACGAUAUUGAUCGGAAUGUGAGAGAUACUUUUAUGGAUAUGACCUAUUUGAAUGGUGGUAGAAGAGGAUCUAUUGGUGGAUAUAGUGGAAACAUUAACCAAUCAAAUCACAUCCCUGUUGCACCUCCACCGCCACGCAAAGAAGAAGAGGAGUUUGUACGUGAAAUAAAACCAUCCCGCCAUCAAAGAAAUGACAGUGAUGGCCGAAGUGAUGGGAGUGACCGUAAUCGGCAAGGCAGACGACAAGACAAAAGAUCAAGUUCUAGUGAUCCCUAUGGUAGCCGUGAUGACACGCCCGAUAGUAGUGAUGCGGAUAAUUUUUCAGGUAGUUAUGAUGGAAGCAUUGAGGACAAAGUUGAACGACGUCGAUCAAAUAAUAGAAAGAACGAGCGUCCGACAAGUUAUAAACCGGGAGUCAAAAAUAGGAACAGUAGUGAAUUAAAACGGGCAGGCGAAUCCAGAGGAUAUCAAAAUCGUAGUUUUGAAGAAGAACCAAAUCGCCACAGAACCAGAACUCCGCCACCACCACCAUCAUUUGUCCCGCCUCCACCACCAGCAAAUAGACCACCAUCGGCUGGCAAAAAGUAUCACCCAACUGGCCAAGCAAACAAACGACAACAAGACCAGUUACACAAUGAAUUGUCCCAGAGACUAGCAGGAAAGCCAGCCGUAAAGAGUAAACCUCAAAAUCAGAACGUGUAUCUGUCUACAAAAUCAUCAGCCAAAGAAGUCGUCGACUGGUUAUAUUCUAAAUCCUUUUCUCAGAAGUGUAUUGAUGUGUUAAGAGGAUAUAAUGGCCACGAUUUACUUAGAAUGAAGAUGAAGGAUCUGGAAAGGUUGAUAAGUCACGAUGAAGCACAAAGAUUGGAUGGUCAUCUCACACUUCAGAAAAAUAUGUCAGGAUAUAAAACACAGGGUCCAAAAGAACUGCAGGCAAUAUUACAGCAGAGGAAACAGAAGGCAGACACACACGAUGAUGAUGUUGGUCGACCACCUAGUUUUGCCCCAGAUUCACCUGACUAUUCUGAUGAUAAUUCUGAAGUCCAAGGAAUUACAGAUGAUUUAGACAAUAUGCUUAGCAAUUAUUAAAUGCCUCUGAAGAAGACUUUGGUAAUGCUGGUAAAACAUUACGAGCGCUUCUACAACAUCAGCGAAAGAAGAUUACCAGCUACAGAUAUGAACAAUAACAUUUUGAUAUCAUUGUUUAUAUAGGUUAAGGUAGAUCUUAACGGUGUCGAAAUUAAAAACGAUAGAAUAUUUCAUGUUUCAGCUAACAUAUAAUUUAUAUGAUGCUACUUUCAAAAAUGUAAUAAAAAUAUGGGUCACAGGACUUUUCCAAGCUACAGGUUGUGCAAAGUUGUAAGAUUCUGUAUAGAUUUUAUAUGAAAAACACUUUUGGGUAUACAGAACUUAAACUAAACUAUAGAAUAUUAAAAUAAAAUUUGAGAUGAGAUGAAAGCUCUUAUAAUGGACUUUCAGAAAACAAAUGGGGUCACUGUACUUGUUUUCUUACUACCAAACAAAAAAUGUAAAUUAAAUUACAUUUCUUUAAAGAAUUGAUAUCUAUAUGAAUGAGUUUGGCAUUUUUUUUUAACCAAACACAAAAUAUUCUGUAUUUGUAAAAAAUAGUUGUAAUUUUAGAAUGAAACGAAUCAUUUUCAACAUUCAUAUGAAAAGUCUGACGACUGAAUUGCAUGUCUGUCUUAAAUGUGCAUGUUUUAUGAAAGUCUUAAACGAUUGCUUUACAAUACAAAAUAGCAGAGCCCUGAUAUACUUUAACUAGAAAAUAAAUACAGAAUUAUAAAAAAGGCUCCUCUACUGUUACAUCUCUCUGUAGAUAUUGAGUAAGAUCGUCAUAUAAAAGUCAUGAAUUUCGAAUAUGUGAGAAAAAUAUAAAGUGUAAGUCAUGUUAUAUUUUUAUGAUUAUCCUCAAAGUUAGCACUUCUGGUGCUUAAAUUCAUGUUUCAGAUAUAUUAUAACAUAAUUUUAACAUAACAUAUUGGAGUUUUUCAUUUCCAUUCUUUUGUUAUAUUCAUUUUAAUUCUAUAAUAUAUAUUGUUAGAUAUCUUAUAAAUACCGUACACUUUAAUUUGUAUCUUCACUCUUUAAUCAGUAAAUAUCUUGUUUCAUUAAAUGCCUAUAUCAUUUUCCUUUGUUUAAAACAAAAAAGUAUUAUAUAUAUGAUACACAGCUGAUUGUGUAUACAUUUGCCCUGUUUUCCCUUUAGCAACCAUCUUUACUCUGCAGGCAGAGUUGAUUAUUGAUCAGGAUAACUUGAUAAGCAAAUCAACAAAGGAAAUAGAUCUUACCAAAAGAAUAUGUUCAUUUAUAAAGAGUGAUAAGGGAUUUACAAGUUAAAAUUGUGAAUGUUUUAUUUGGAAAAAUUAACAGCGUUUUACAAGAUACACAGCAUAAGCCAAAUCUUGCCAUUAUUUUGAAAAAUUAACAGCAUUGUAUAAAAUACACAGCAUAAGCCAAAUCUUGCCAUUUAUAAAAGUGCAAUUCCUUAAUUUAUUAUUCUUUGCUCUUAUAUUUUGUUAUUAUAUUUGAAAAUAUUGCAUUUUGAUUGGCUUGUAAAUAUUUGGUGAUAAAAAUAUUGAAAUAUACUUUUUAACAUCAGUUAAAUAGUUAUGAAUUUGUUCCGUUAUGUCAUGUUUUAUGCAUCACAAUGUUAAACCUGGCACUUUUGAAGAUAGGUUUAUGUUUUAGGUAAUUGUUCUUUGGAUAAUGUUUUUAUGCAAUCGUGUGUAGAGAUUUUGUGUCAUGAAACGUUACACAAUAUCCUUUCUUUUCCAUUAUAUAUAAGAAAUUUGACUUCUAUAAUUCUUUUAUCAAAGAUAUCCAUGUAUUUGGUUACUAUGCAAAAAAUGAAACAUCAUGUAUUAUCUCUAUGUUUUAAUUUGUAUAAUUGUAUUGAAGCAUUAUUGAUAUGUUUUCAAAAUGGCACCUGUACAUUUAUGUCAUUUACAUAUUUGUCUAUGAAUAUUUUAUAUUCUGAAAAAGAAGUUGUUUUGUUGAAAAAGAAUAACUGAGAUAUAUACAUCAUAAACCUGUACAUUUUAACAACUAUAUUUAUCAUUUUAUACAAAAUCACACAAGAAUGUUUUAGUGCAAAGGCUUAAUGGAAGUCCCACCGAAGUCAAAAUCAUAUAUUCGUUCUGUUUAGGUCUGUGAUAAACAGUUGUUUAAAUAUAAUUCGCAUAGUUUUUUUGUGUAACAAUAAAGUAAGCAGUGUAUUUAGACUAUCAAUAUGUAGCUACUCAAUUGGUUAGUGAGCUGGGGAUACAAUUAUAUCUUUGUAUACAGAUAACAUAUCCCAUUUUAAGAGUAUAUUUAUCUACUUAUAUAAAGCUUUGAUAGGUUGUGAUUUAUUGAGAAAAUCAAAAUAUAUUUACUUGCUGUUUGGUUUAGUUUUAUAUUAAGUUUUGAUAGCAUUAUAUCAGUUUGAUAAUUAUUCCGAGUGCAAUAAUUAGUGGAAGCCAAACAAUAUCAACCUUUGUGCCAUGAUUGUUACGUAAAAAGCAUUUAAUAAAAAUGUUAGUUUGUAUUA
This is a messenger RNA of Mytilus californianus (California mussel), 5971 nucleotides long. Its product is annotated as epidermal growth factor receptor kinase substrate 8-like protein 1. Gene Ontology annotation, cellular component: plasma membrane. The transcript is spliced from 29 exons. Gene Ontology annotation, molecular function: actin binding. The record is from RefSeq and is a predicted model, not a curated record. NCBI's taxonomy places the organism in Eukaryota, Metazoa, Mollusca, Bivalvia, Mytilida, Mytilidae. Gene Ontology annotation, biological process: Rho protein signal transduction; regulation of Rho protein signal transduction. Bases 181 to 3510 code for a protein of 1109 amino acids.